AUGUUUGACAGCAACAAGAUUGAGACUCAUCACGCUGCCGAUGUUCAGGCAGACAUUCAGAAUUACGAUGAAGUGGUGGAUGCAGCGCGAAAUGCCACCGCAACGGAGAAGAAGAUGACUUUGAUGGAAGGUCUCAGGAGGUAUCCGAAGGCUGCUGCAUGGUCGAUUCUCCUCUCUACUGCCAUCGUCAUGGAAGGCUUUGAUGUCGUACUCAUCAACAAUUUUUACGCUUUGCCUCAAUUCGCGAGGAAGUACGGCUCACUCGACAAUCAGGGCAAGUACAGCAUCUCUGCCAAGUGGCAGGCAUCUCUCUCAAAUGGUGCCCAAGUCGGCGAAAUCAUUGGACUCGCCUUGAACGGAUGGGCCUCAGAACGCUUCGGUUACAAAAAGACAAUGAUUGCAGCCCUCUCAAUGAUGAUCUGCGCCAUCUUCAUCCCAUUCUUUGCCCACAAUAUUCAAACCCUUCUCGCCGGAGAGAUCAUUCAGGGUAUUCCCUGGGGUGUCUUCCAGACUUUGACAACCGCGUACGCGGCCGAGGUCUCUCCUGUCGCCCUUCGACCUUACCUUUGCGCUUACGUAAACCUUUGCUGGGUCAUCGGUCAACUCAUCGCAUCCGGAGUUCUUCGGGGCGUGUUACAGUGGGACAGCGAAUGGGCGUACCGUGUUCCCUUUGCCUUGCAGUGGCUCUGGCCUGCACCUAUCCUUAUCGGAACGAUCUUUGCUCCCGAAUCUCCUUGGUGGCUGGUCCGACGAGGGCAUUAUGACCAGGCUCGAAGUGUCAUCCGAAGACUCAACACGCAAGUUACAGAAAGCGAGCUGGAGGAUUCUUUGGCUUUGAUGAUUCACACCAACGCCAUCGAAAAGUCUAUGUCCGCCGGUACCAGAUACUGGGAUUGUUUCACGGGUGUGGAUCUCCGACGAACGGAAAUCGCGAGUGGUGUCUGGGCCAUUCAGAACCUCUGCGGCAGCGCAUUCAUGGGCUACUCCACAUACUUCCUUGAACAGGCAGGUCUCGCAACCAGCAACGCGUUCAACCUCUCCAUCGGUCAAUACGCUAUUGGCAUGUGCGGCACCAUUACAUCGUGGUUCCUCAUGCUUCACGUUGGACGCAGACGGCUCUACCUCGUCGGUCUCAUGGGACUUUGCACUCUCUUGGUCGUCAUCGGAGGUCUCGGCUUCAUCUCCACAUCCAGUCUUGGUGCUCAAUGGGCAAUAGGCGCGCUGUUACUCUGCUACACAGCUUUGUACGACGGCACUGUGGGCCCGGUCUGUUACUCUUUGGUCGCUGAGAUCUCUUCUACCCGUCUCCGAGCAAAGACUGUCGUCAUCUCCCGAAUCGUAUACAAUAUCUUUGGCAUCGUCAACGCCAUUAUCAUGCCUUACUUCCUCAACCCAGAUCAACUGAACUGGGGAGGAAAGACCGGACUGUUUUGGGCUGGUAUGUGCUUCCUCUGCCUCGUCUGGACCUUCUUCCGUGUUCCCGAACCCAAGGGACGAACAUAUGGGGAGUUGGACGUCUUGUUCGAGAACCGUGUAUCUGCACGAAAGUUCCGAACUACCGCCGUAGACCAGUUCGUCUCUCAGCGAAGCUCCUCACCGAGCAAGCUCUUUCAGACCGCCCAGUAUGACAACAAAGCGGAGGUAGUACAGAAGGAGAUGUAG
Molecule: messenger RNA, 1662 nt
Organism: Kockovaella imperatae
Lineage: Eukaryota; Fungi; Basidiomycota; Tremellomycetes; Tremellales; Cuniculitremaceae
Product: general substrate transporter
Exons: 3
Coding region: 1-1662 (553 amino acids)
Biological process (GO): carbohydrate transport; transmembrane transport
Cellular component (GO): membrane
Molecular function (GO): carbohydrate:proton symporter activity
Source: RefSeq, a predicted model, not a curated record